AGACAGCUCUCCUAGCAGGACGCUAGACCUCUCUGCCUCUCUGCUAAGGAAACUUUGGAGUGGGUUUCUUGGCUGAUGGUUACGACAUGGAGAGCACAGGCAGCCAGUACAGAGAUGGGCAAAGCCUUAGCUUUUACAUACAAGAUCCAAAAUCAGGGAGAAUGUACAGAAGAGGCAAGCUUCUUGGAAAGGGUGCAUUUGGGAGGUGCUACAAAUUCACAGAUGUGUCCAGCAGGCAAGUGUUUGCUGUGAAGAUGAUCUCACACGCCAGGAAGAUUCACAAAUGUCACAGAGGAGAGGCUAAGAAUGAGAUUGAACUUCACUGUGAUCUGAAACAUAGAAACAUUGUGCGCUUUUACCACCAUUUUGAAGACCAGAAAUACAUGUAUAUGGUUCUGGAGUAUUGCAGGCACAAGUCUCUAGCUCAUAUCCUGAGAGUACGGAAGCUUCUCACAGAGCCAGAAGUCCGAUACUACAUGAAGCAGAUACUGCAAGGGCUUCUGUGUUUGCACCAACAAGGCAUUAUUCACAGGGACCUAAAGCUUAGUAACUUUUUCAUUGCAAAAAACAUGACUGUGAAAAUUGGGGAUCUUGGAUUAGCUACAACUGUGGAGCAGUGUGAAACAUUACCUGGUGUUAUAUGUGGCACCCCCAACUACCUGUCUCCUGAAGUCCUUGCCAAGAGUGGUCAUUCAUUUAAGUCGGACAUCUGGGCCCUUGGAUGCAUCAUGUACACAAUGCUUACUGGCUAUUCCCCAUUCAGAGCUCGCUCACAAAAAGAAAUGUACUAUUUCAUUCGGGAAGGUUUCUUCCCAGUACCUGCAUUUAUUUCUCUAAAUGCUAGAAGACUUAUAAUCUCUUUACUUGCCAGCUGCCCAGAUGGCAGACCAUCUUUGGAGGAGAUUUUUGAUAAUGAUUUUCUUACCAAGGGCUUCACUCCAGAAAGGUUGUCAUCAACUAUGUGCCACACAGCGCCAAACUUCACCUUUACAAAUCACCUCACCAGAUUGUUUAGAAAGGCUGCAAAUGUGUUAUACAGAGGAGUAUUCCAGAAGCCUUUCUGCACAGAUUGUUCAGUUCAUGGAGAUGAGGGGAACUCUAUCAUCAUGCCUAUAAAUACCCCCACGCCCCUGGGCACUAAUAAGGGAGAAGAGCCUGAAGACUCUUUCAGAUCUUGCUCUGAGUCCCUCAUUGUCCUUAUGAAAGGAAGUAUGAGUCCCAGGAGAAUGUCACCUUCUUCACAGACUGAUAUGACUGACGAGAGAGUGGUGGAAGACAUGACUGUUCUGCUGCAGAAGUGUCUACAAAACAUUGUGCCAGGUCUCUUGGAUCCUAAUUAUCAAGUCGCGUGUCCUAUCCUUUGGGUGACAAAGUGGGUGGAUUAUUCAAACAAAUAUGGCUUUGGUUACCAGUUAUCUGAUGAUUGUGUGGGAGUACUUUUUAAUGAUGGCUCACACAUUAUUUUUAAUCCACACUUACGAAAAGUUUGCUAUUCUACGAGCUCAAGUGAACAUGUAACUUUCCCUGAAUGGAGUCCACCUUGCAGGAUGGAUAUAAAGAUGAGAAUUCUCCAAUUCUUCUGUGAAUACAUGCAGGAAAAGAUCAUGGAGGGUGGAGAUGUUAGGGCUGAACCCACUCUCACCGUCAGGACCUUAUGUCUCCUGCAUUUUCUGAAGACUGAUCAGGCACUAUUGAUGAUUUUUAGCAAUGGAACCUUGCAGGUGAAUUUUUACCUUGAUCACACCAAGAUAAUCCUAAGUAGGACAGAACAGAAUUACCUACUGACCUUUAUUGACCAGGAACGUCAAAGCUGUACAGUUCCUCUGCAGUUUCUGAAGAAUGGCUGCCCUACACUGAUAGCCCAGCGCAUGCAGUAUGGUCUUGAAUUGCUGCAAAAUCUGCAGAGGACCUGAGCAGCCAUCAUGCCACAUCUAAGGGACUUGUGUUUGAAGCAUGGACAUUAUUGACUUCAUUUUCUACUAUUCAUUCAAAUAGCCACUGCUGAUACUUGCUGUUGGUAUGCAAUGUAGAGAGCAUAUCCCUGCUGUAAGUCAUGAAUGUAUACAUUACAAUGUUACCAGGAAGUGCUGACAGUAUUUAAAGCUAUGUGAUUAUCUUGAUUAUCUCAAGGAUAAUCCAUUGUCAAUAGGUGUGGUAUUAAAAGAGUUGCUCAUGUAUAUGAGGUAUACAGAGGCUUGCAUGUUGUAGAUUACUGUGAAUUGGCCUCGUUUCAAAACUACCAGUCAUCCCCUUUAGAGAGGAUCACUUGUCACAUAACCCAAGUGCUGAUAUAUAUGUAUUAUUUUAUCAAAUGUAUCCACUUGUGUCCGAUGACUCUUUGAGAGAACUGAGACCUAGCUAAGUUCGGUAAAAGGAGAGUUCAUUUUUACACCAAGAUGACCCAAAUAAGUCCACGUAUUACUGUAUGUUGUGACAUUCAAAGGUAUGCAUAUAAACGAAACCUAUUUUAAGUGUUACUGCAUCUGUAAAUGAACACUGAACUAAAAUACAGGACGCUUCUUUUGUAUAACAGCUAAUGUUACAUGCUCGUCCCUUAAGUGAGUUAUUUCCAGUUCAUGGAGAGAACGUUGUGAUUAUUUUUUAACGUUUUGUUAGGAGAAAAAAAAAUCAGGUUUAUAAUGAAGAAUUGUUAAUAUUGUAACUUUUUUUUACAAAGCAACAUUUGGAUGUUUUAAACAGUUUUGUCUCUAUAGGUUUUUAUUAGUUGUAGGAAUUAGUUCCCAUUACAUAGAUAGUAAUAGUUUAGUGGCAUGUAAGAGCCAACAUUCCCAGAUAUGUUUUCAAUAAGGUCUUUGUUAUUGGGAGGGGGGUCUGGCUUUUUUUGUGGUAAAAUGAAUUAUAAUAAUAUAUUUGUACAGUUAUGGGACCUGUUAUCCAGAAUGCUCUGGGGCU
Molecule: messenger RNA, 2913 nt
Organism: Xenopus laevis (African clawed frog)
Lineage: Eukaryota; Metazoa; Chordata; Amphibia; Anura; Pipidae
Gene: plk5.L
Product: serine/threonine-protein kinase PLK2
Exons: 15
Coding region: 87-1913 (608 amino acids)
Source: RefSeq, a predicted model, not a curated record